Messenger RNA from Osmerus eperlanus (European smelt), 1480 nucleotides. It is a transcript of the gene wnt16, whose product is annotated as wingless-type MMTV integration site family, member 16. Gene Ontology annotation, molecular function: frizzled binding; cytokine activity. The record is from RefSeq and is a predicted model, not a curated record. The transcript has 4 exons. Bases 407 to 1480 code for a protein of 357 amino acids. NCBI's taxonomy places the organism in Eukaryota, Metazoa, Chordata, Actinopteri, Osmeriformes, Osmeridae. Gene Ontology annotation, cellular component: extracellular region. Gene Ontology annotation, biological process: multicellular organism development; canonical Wnt signaling pathway; cell fate commitment.
UGUCCAAUUAGCGUAUAGGAUAGUCGCGUCUGCAGAAUAUAAAUCUAUAGACGCGCCAAUCGGAGCUGGGGAACGCACCGCACCGUGACCAGAUAGAGUAGGCUAAAUUGCUUUACUCCGGGAUAAAAUAGUUUGUCAGCGGACAAGGACAAACGCACAGGACCUUCUACACCAAAAUAAAUCAGGCCCUAUAGAGGACGUUCGUUUUCGAGGCGCGUGUCAAUCCAUGGAUGCCCCCGUAUAAUUGCUUGUCAUUUUUUCACCAAGUUGAGGAUUUUUUUUUAAUCCUGCUGGCUCCAAGCCUUUGCAACCGGACUAGUAUGAGAAAGAGCCGCGCGGGGAGAAAGAGCUCUAUGGACAUAUCCAAUGCGCGGACACACCAACGGCUUCUGUAGAUGAGGUGGCCAUGGAGAGAAGGGGCGGCUGCGGAGUACACCACAUCAGCUUUCUGUCUCUCCUGCUCUUCUCCCUGUAUCCUCUAUGCUGCCGAGCCAGCUGGAUGUGGUUGGGAUUAACUUCGGUGGGAGUACCGGAGAAACUUGGCUGUGCAAAUCUUCCUUUGACCCACAAACAGAAGGACCUGUGUAAGAGGAAACCUUACCUGCUACCAAGCAUCAAGGACGGUGCGCGCCUGGGCAUCACCGAGUGCCAGACGCAGUUCAAGCACGAGCGGUGGAACUGUUCGACCACCAAGGAGCUCUCUGUCUUCGGCUACGAGUUAACCAGCGGUACGAAGGAAACAGCCUUCAUCUACGCCGUGAUGGCGGCGGGGCUGGUCCACGCCGUGACGCGCUCCUGCAGCGCUGGCAACAUGACGGAGUGCGGCUGCGACGCCAGCCUGCAGGGCACGGGUUCGCCCACCGAGGGCUGGCACUGGGGGGGCUGCUCGGACCACGCGCAGUACGGGACCUGGUUCAGCAGGAAGUUCAUCGACAACGCCGUCCAUAACGUGUCGGCCAAGUGGGGCGACGCGCUGCUCACCAUGAACCAGCACAACAGUGAGGCCGGGCGACAGGCCGUCGCCAAGACGAUGUCCACCGACUGCCGGUGUCACGGCGUGUCGGGCUCGUGCGCCGUCAAGACGUGCUGGCGCACCAUGGCGCCGUUCGAGCGCGUGGGCAACUUCCUGAAGGAGAGUUACGAGGGGAGCGUGCAGGUGCUGGACCGCUCCAAGCGGAAGGUCCGCCGGAAGGAGAAGGAGCAGCGGCGCCUGCCCAUCGGGAGGGACGAGCUCAUCUUCCUCAACAAGUCGCCCAACUACUGCGUGGAGGACCGGCGCUGGGGCGUGGCGGGCACCAGGGGGCGCCGCUGCAACCGCACCUCGGCCGGGCCGGACGGCUGCAACCUGCUGUGCUGCGGUCGCGGCUACAACACGCACGUGGUGCGCCACGUGGAGCGCUGCGAGUGCAAGUUCGUGUGGUGCUGCUACGUGCGCUGUCGGCGGUGCGAGAGCAUGAACGACAUGCACACCUGUAAAUGA